Molecule: messenger RNA, 1323 nt
Organism: Gopherus flavomarginatus (Mexican gopher tortoise)
Lineage: Eukaryota; Metazoa; Chordata; Testudines; Testudinidae
Product: zinc finger protein 436-like
Exons: 6
Coding region: 184-1323 (379 amino acids)
Biological process (GO): regulation of DNA-templated transcription
Source: RefSeq, a predicted model, not a curated record
UGUAGCGGCUGCUGCUGCUGCCUGUAAUUUGCAAUUGCAACAGCCUCUGCUGUGCCCAGAGGGCUGCCUGAGCUGCUCUGCUGCCUCCCCCCAGGGAGAGAUCCUAGCCAAGGUGGGGCCUGUUUCUGGCUCUAACCAGGCCUAGGGAGACACAGGACGCUGCAGGGGGGACAGAAAAGAGAAAUGUCUGCACUGGAGCCAGCUCAGGUCCCGGUGACAUUUGAGGAUGUGGCUGUGUAUUUCUCUCGGGAGGAAUGGGGCCUUUUGGACGAUAUGCAGAGGACCUUCUACAGGGACAUCAUGAAGGAGAAUUACCAGACUGUGGUCUCAUUGCGAUCUUCCAUUCCCAAACCUGACGUGAUUUCCCAGAUGGAACGAGGGGAAGAGCCAUGGGUCCCAGACCUCCAGAGCUCCCAGGAAAGGGAGAUCCCGAGAGGUGUCCGAACAGCAGGGGACGAUGUCAUCGCCCAGAGGACUCCCGCAGGCGAUAGGCCGACCAUAUGCAAUGAGUGCGGGAAGAGCUUCAGAGGGAGCUCAAACCUCAUUCAGCAUCAGAGGAUCCACACGGGGGAGAGACCUUACGAAUGCACAGCCUGUGGGAAGAGCUUCCGCCAGCGCUCGCACCUCCUCCAGCACUGGAAGAUCCACACCGGGGAGAGACCUUUUGAAUGCCCCGACUGCGGGAAGAGCUUCAGCGUGAGCUCCGCCCUCAUUAGGCACCAGAAAACUCACACAGGCGAGAGACCCUACGCAUGCGCCGAGUGCGGGAAGAGCUUCAGCGUGAGCUCCGCCCUCACUAGGCACCAGCGGAUCCACACGGGGGAGCGGCCCUACGUCUGCGCCGAGUGCGGGAAGAACUUCAGUGUGAGCUCCCACCUCGUGCAGCACCAGCGCAUCCACACAGGGGAGCGGCCCUACGUCUGCGCCGAGUGUGGCCGGAGCUUCAGCCAGAGCUCCCACCUCCUCCAGCAUCAGAGAGUCCACACAGGCGAGCGGCCCUACGAAUGCACCGAGUGCGGGAAGAACUUCAGCCAGAGCUCGGACCUCAUCAAACACCAGAGAACCCACUUGGGAGAGCGACCCUACGAAUGCCCUUGCUGCUUUAAAAGCUUCACCUGGAACUCAGUGCUCGUUAAACACCAGAGAGUGCACAUGGGACAGAGACCCUAUGAGUGUGGCCGGUGCGUGGAAAGCUUCAGUCCUCAUCAUCCCUCAGAGAAACCACACACGGCACAAACCCCACUGAUGGAGCAUCAGGACACGAGCCAGCAUAAUGCACUUGCUCUUAUGAGCAAGUUGUCACGGAGUGCCGAAAUGCAAUAA